Molecule: messenger RNA, 8232 nt
Organism: Salmo salar (Atlantic salmon)
Lineage: Eukaryota; Metazoa; Chordata; Actinopteri; Salmoniformes; Salmonidae
Source: RefSeq, a predicted model, not a curated record
GUCUGUGUAGUUAGGACAAGCGUUCAGAUCAGUUGUGGAUAGACAGAGUAUACCAACCUGCAAAUAAAGAAAGAAAGAAAGAAAUGGAUAGCAAAGGAAUAUAACGAUACGAACUAACUAGAAGAAUUUGAGCAGACAGACGAAAAAGGAAGCAUUUAAAAAAAAAAAAUUAAUUUGUGUUGUAAAGCUGUGUCUUGUUCUCUACUCUGUGCAUGUUUACGCUGGAGAAGUGCAUUGGUGCUUUUAACCGGACAGACGCGGUGUAGUUUCCUAGCGGAGCGACAAGACAACACCGGAGGCAUGAUUUUGAGACUGGGCUCGGUUGUUGACGUUGCUGUUUUUUGCUUCCAUGCGUUAUUGUUGUGGUUUUAUGCAAAGGUGGCCGAGGGAACAGGACAAUUCGAGUUGGAAAUCUUAUCUAUGAACAACCGGAACGGAGAGCUUCUUAACGGGCAGUGUUGUGACGGUUCACGGAUCGCCGGGGAUCGGAAAUGCAGGAUGGAUGAGUGUGAUACGUAUUUUAAAGUGUGUUUGAAGGAAUACCAGUCGCGGGUCUCGGCUGCGGGUCCUUGCAGCUUCGGGUCCGGGUCUACGCCUGUCCUGGGAGGGAAUGGAUUUUCUUUGAAGAGCUCUAAGAAGAAUGAAAGAUCCAGGAUAGUUUUGCCGUUCAGUUUCGCCUGGCCAAGGUCAUACACGUUGAUAGUGGAAGCCUUGGACGCUAAUAACGACACAAGUGGCGGUGAUGGUCAGGUGAUUGAGAAGGCGUCCCACUCUGGGAUGAUCAACCCCAGCCAUCAGUGGCAGAAGCUCAGCCACAACGGUCCUAUUGGUCAGUUUGAGUAUCAGAUCCGGGUCAGCUGUGACGAGCACUACUAUGGCUUCGGAUGCAACAAGUUCUGCCGACCCCGAGACGAGUUCUUCGGACACUACACCUGCGACUACAACGGGAAUAAGACCUGUCUGGAAGGCUGGUCUGGACUAGAAUGUAACACACCUAUCUGCCGGCAGGGCUGCAGUACAGAACAUGGACACUGCAAAGAGCCUGAUGACUGCAAGUGUCUGUAUGGCUGGCAGGGGCAGUACUGUGAUCAGUGUAUUCCUCAUCCUGGCUGUGUCCAGGGGACCUGUGUUGAACCAUGGCAGUGUCUGUGUGAUAUCCACUGGGGAGGACAUCUCUGUGACAAAGAUCUGAACUUCUGUGGGACCAAACAGCCCUGUCUGAAUGGAGGAACCUGCAGCAACACAGGACCUGACAAAUACCAGUGUUCCUGCGUUGAGGGCUACUCUGGAGUCACCUGUCAGAGGGCAGAGCAUGCGUGUCUGUCCAACCCCUGUUCUAAUGGAGGGAGCUGUGUAGAGGACACUCAGGGUUAUGGGUGUGUAUGUGGAGCGGGCUGGAGCGGACCCUCCUGUAAUAUCAAUGUUGAUGAGUGCUCUCCUAACCCCUGUAAUCAUGGUGGGACCUGCCAGGACCUGGUUCAUGGUUAUAAGUGUCACUGUCCGCCUCAGUGGACCGGCAAGACCUGUCGCAUAGAUGCCAACGAAUGCGACAGCAAGCCCUGUGUCAACGCCAACUCCUGCCGCAACCUGAUUGGUGGAUACUUCUGCGAGUGUGUCGCUGGUUGGACGGGGCUGAACUGUGACAUCAAUCUCAAUGACUGCAAGGACCAGUGCCGACACGGUGGAACCUGCAGGGACUUGGUGAACGGGUACCGCUGUGUGUGUCCUGCGGGUUACUCUGGAGACCACUGUGAGAGAGAUGUGGAUGAAUGUGCUGGCUCUCCCUGUCUGAACGGCGGGCGAUGCCAAGACCAGGUCAACGGAUUCACCUGCCUCUGUCCGGCCGGGUUCUCUGGACAUUUCUGCCAAUUGGACAUAGACUACUGCUUCACCAACCCCUGUCAGAACGGUGCGCUGUGCUUCAACGUGGCUAAAGACUACUACUGUGGCUGUUCAGAAGACUACGAGGGAAAAAACUGCUCUCACCUCAAAGACCACUGUCACACCACCACGUGCAAAGUGAUUGACAGCUGCACGGUUGCCGUGGGAACCAACAGUACCCCUGGAGGGGAACGGUACAUGUCCUCGAACGUGUGCGGUCCUCGCGGACGCUGCCGGAGCCAGGCUGGAGGGCAGUUCAGCUGUGACUGUCAGGAGGGCUUCAGAGGCACAUACUGUCACGAGAAUAUUAAUGAUUGUGAGAGCAACCCGUGUGGUAAUGGAGGAACCUGUAUUGAUAAAGUCCGGGUAUACCAGUGUAUCUGUGGAGACGGCUGGGAGGACCACUGUGAGAUCAAUAUAGAUGACUGCAGCACUAGUCCAUGUCAUAAUGGAGGAACAUGUCGAGACCUGGUGACUGAUUUCUUCUGUGAGUGUAUGAACGGCUGGAAGGGGAAGACCUGCCAAUCCCGUGAGAGCCAGUGUGACGAGGCUACCUGUAACAACGGAGGAACAUGUCAUGAUGAGGGCGACAUCUUCCAGUGCAGGUGUUCCCCUGGAUGGGAGGGGCUACCUGCUACCUGUAAUAUAGCUAAGAACAGCAGCUGUCUCCCUAACCCCUGUGAGUACGGGGGAACCUGUGUUACCAGCGGGGACUCCUUUACCUGCGUCUGCAAGGAGGGCUGGGAAGGAGACACCUGUAAACAGAAUACCAACGACUGUAAUCCCCAACCGUGUUAUAACAGUGGGACCUGUGUGGAUGGUGAUAACUGGUAUCGCUGUGAGUGCACUCCAGGGUUCGCUGGACCAGACUGCAGGAUCAAUAUCAACGAAUGCCAGUCCUCGCCAUGUGCCUUUGGUGCUACCUGUGUUGAUGAAAUCAAUGGCUUCCACUGCCUGUGUCCCCAAGACCGAUCAGGACCACGUUGUCAGGACGUGACAGGGAGACCGUGCUCAGGGAACAGUCGUGUCACCCCUGAUUUAGCCCAGUGGGAUGAUGACUGCAACACCUGCCAGUGCUUUAAUGGGAAGAUUACCUGUACUAGAAUGUGGUGUGGUCUUAGGUCCUGCCGAGUCAGCGGUGGGGUUAAAGGUCACGGUAACGGAGGAGGUGGGGCCGGGUGUCUGUCUGGUCAGAGCUGUGUACCAAUCAGGGAGGAGCAGUGUUUCAUCCGGCCGUGUCUGGGUCAGGGGGAGUGCCACCCCUCCUCCCCACCGCCCAACAAAUGCCACCCAAGCUCCGGUUACCAUGACGACGGCUGUGCCAACGUAACACUUAUGUUCACCAAAGAGACCAUGCCCAAGGGUCUGAGUGUUGAGGCAGUGUGUAAGCAGCUGAGACAACUGUACGUGGUCAAGAAUGUGUCCUCUGAGUAUUCUGUUUCCAUAACCUGUGACCCUUCCACCUCCGCCAGCAACGAGAUCCAUCUCAGCAUCUACACGGUGGACCAGUGGAUGGACAGAUCACCUAUAAAGGAGAUAACAGAGAGGAUCAUCGAUCUGGUGUCUAAACGCCAUGGCAACAACAGCAUCAUCACCGCCAUUGCUGAGGUCAGAGUGCAGCGGACGCCGAGCGCUAGCCGGACCGACUACUUGGUCCCCCUCCUCUCUUCAGUCUUCAUCGUCUUGUGGAUCCUGGUGCUGGUCUCCGUCUUCCUGUACUGCGUGCGUCGCCGGCGGAAACAUGGCAACGGAGCCUCGUCGCCCGCGGCGACAGAUGACAACACCACCAACAACGUCCGCGAGCAGCUCAACCAGAUCAAGAAUCCCAUCAACGUGAAACACUGCCUCGGCGGCCAUCUUGCGACGUCGGUGGUCAUCAAAGACUACGAGGAUAAAAACUCGAUCGUCGCCAAGGUACGAACACACCACCGCCCCGAGGGGGAGGAGGACGACGAUAAAGAGAGACAGCUGGGGAAUAAAGGACGCUUUGUGGUCACAGCCAAACAGCCUGUCUACACACUGGUGGAGCGGGAGGCCAAGGGGCCCAACGACGGGGACGUCAGGACCGCGCUGCAGCCCAGCUCCAAACACCCUAACUGGACUAAUAAACAGGACAACAGGGUCCUGGAGACAGCACACAGCAUCAACAGGAUGGACUACAUCGUAUAGCAGGAAAUGAUAUAGCGGGAGGCAGGAAGUAGCAUGUAAACCCUGUGUAAAGAAUUCCCCCUUCCUGGACGUUAUGGUGGUCCUUCUGAUAGGCUGUUUUGACGCUGUGUUUUCGCUGUGUUGACGUGCAACCAUUGACCUUUAGUGAAGAGGACCAAGGGGGGAGGAGUGUUCUGGGAUUUGUAGUUCUUAAACUGUUGCAUCAUUAUUCUGUGACUACAAGGUUUUGUUGUUUGGAUGAAUGAAUCCAUGGCUGUAUCAGAUGUGGUACCCUAUUCCCUAUGUAGUGCACUACUUUUGACCAGGGCCCUAUGGGUUUAAUACACAAUGUAGGGAAUAGUGCGCCAUUUGGGACAUUUCCCCUGACUGUUCAUUUAAGUUUGGACUAGCUGGCUACACUGGCAGAGAAGGUUGACGUGGUUGGCUGGAGAACAAGGUUGUUUUCACAUUUCAACAUUUCAUUGCAACACUUAUUACCUAUUAAGUGCACUACUUUUGACCAGCGCCCAUAGUGCUCCCAUAGGGCUCCCAUAGACCUCCCAUAGACCUCCCAUAGUGCUCCCAUAGUGCUCCCAUAAUGCUCCCAUAGUGCUCCCAUAAUGCUCCCAUAGUGCUCCCAUAAUGCUCCCAUAGUGCUCCCAUAAUGCUCCCAUAGUCCUCCCAUUGUGCUCCCAUAAUGCUCCCAUAAUGCUCCCAUAGUGCUCCCAUUGUGCUCCCAUUGUGCUCCCAUAGUGCUCCCCUAGUGCUCCCCUAGUGCUCCUAUAGUGCUCCCAUAGUGCUCCCAUAGACCUCCCAUAGUGCUCCCAUAGUGCUCCCAUAGUGCACCCAUAGUGCCCCCAUAGUGCUCCCAUAGUGCUCCCAUAGUGCUCCCAUUGACCUCCCAUAGUGCUCCCAUUGUGCUCCCAUAAUGCUCCCAUAGUGCUCCCAUAGUGCUCCCAUAGGUCUCCCAUUGUGCUGCAAUAGGGCUCCCAUAGACCUCCCAUAGUGCUCCCAUAAUACUCCCAUAGUGCUCCCAUAGUGCUCCCAUAGUGCUCCCAUAAUACUCCCAUAGUGCCCCCAUAGUGCUCCCAUAGUGCUCCCAUAGGGCUCCCCUAGUUCUCCCAUAGGGCUCCUAUAGUUCUCCCAUAGACCUCCCAUAGUGCUCCCAUAAUGCUCCCAUAGUGCCCCCAUAGUGCUCCCAUAGUGCUCCCAUAGAGCUCCCAUAGUGCUCCCAUAGACCUCCCAUAGUGCUCCCAUAGUGCUCCCAUAAUGCUCCCAUAGUGCCCCCAUAGUGCUCCCAUAGUGUUCCCAUUGUGCUCCCAUAGUGCUCCCAUAGUGUUCCCAUAGUGCUCCCAUAAUGCUCCCAUAGUGCUCCCAUAGGGCUCCCAUUGUGCUGCAAUAGGGCUCCCAUAGGGCUCCCAUAGACCUCCCAUAGUGCUCCCAUAAUGCUCCCAUAGUGCUCCCAUUGUGCUCCCAUAGGGCUCCCAUAGGGCUCCCAUAGUGCUCCCAUAGUUCUCCCAUAAUUCUCCCAUAGUUCUCCCAUAGUGCUCCCAUAUAGCUCCCAUAAUGCUCCCAUAAUGCUCCCAUAAUUCUCCCAUAUAGCUCCCAUAAUGCUCCCAUAAUGCUCCCAUAGUGCUCCUAUAGUGCUCCCAUAGUGCUCCCAUAGUUCUCCCAUAAUUCUCCCAUAAUUCUCCCAUAAUGCUCCCAUAAUUCUCCCAUAAAGCUCCCAUAAUGCUCCCAUAAUGCUCCCCUAGUGCUCCCAUAGUGCUCCCAUAGUGCUCCCAUAAUGCUCCCAUAAUGCUCCCAUAAUGCUCCCAUAGUGCUCCCAUAAUGCUCCCAUAGUUCUCCCAUUGUGCUCCCAUAAUUCUCCCAUAGUGCUCCCAUAAUGCUCCCAUAUAGCUCCCAUAUAGCUCCCAUAGUGCUCUCAUAAUGCUCCCAUAAUGCUCCCAUAUAGCUCCCAUAGUGCUCUCAUAAUGCUCCCAUAAUGCUCUCAUAAUGCUCCCAUAAUGCUCCCAUAAUGCUCCCAUAGGGCUCCCAUAGUGCUCCCAUAGUUCUCCCAUAAUUCUCCCAUAGUGCUCCCAUAAUUCUCCCAUAAUUCUCCCAUAGUGCUCCCAUAUAGCUCCCAUAAUGCUCCCAUAAUGCUCCCAUAGGGCUCCUGGGUUUUCUGCAUAGUCACUGUCCAGUUAGUGGAUGUUGUUGGAAGGCCUCCCUUUCCUCUUGGGGUUUCUGCAAAGUCAUUGCAAAAUAGUCUAAAGAAUAAAACAUUUAAGUUAGCGGGAUAGCACAGUAUAUUUUUGUAUUUGUGAGUUUUCCAUCUCUUGGUUUCCAACUAGUUCUGUCUUUGUGAAAGUGUAUUUUUAUGUUCAUACUGCAUCAACCAUACAAAUCCAGCUUUAUUUAAAUUGAUGAUUAUUUUUGUUUGUUUGUUUGUGGCGGGGCCGGGGGCGAUACCAUGCUGGCACGAUGAAGAAUUUCCCUGUCAAUUUAGAACGUGUAGAUAUGUACAUGUAUUAAUCAUUGUGUAUAUUUGAAUUAUUAACUUAAUAAUAAUCAAGAGCCUAAAGAUAUCUUUUCCUUUUUUAUUUAUAUGUUCUGUGUCUAGAUUUUGAAGGAUUCGGUAGCUUUGUACGUUUUCAUUUCAUUUUGAUUGACAUUUUUAUUUCAUGAAACGUCAGAGGGAGAAGAAAAUAAGGACGUUCGUAAAGAAAAAGUAAUACAUUUUUUUUUUAAUGAUUUCAGAUGUUUUCAAAUAUCCAUUUUUCCAAGACUUUGCAGGAGACGAAGAAAUUAAAACCAAACUGGUUGCUUUCUUAAAAAAUCUAAACGAUAGUGGCAGACAUAUUGUUUGUCAUGAAAACACAAAAAGCCUUUAGUAGCAUAUAACUCACAAUCCCAUAAAUGAUCAAAGCACAUAAAAACAGUAUCAACUAGUAAUCACAUAAUCCGAGCACAAAAACAGUUUAUCACAUAGUCACAUUCUCAGAAAGCAAUAUCUGACAACUUUAGGGGAGAGUGGGGUGUAAAUUGAGCCAUUUUUUUAAAUUUACAUUCAUCAUCACUCCGUCAAGGAAAUAUAGUAUUCUUUCUAACAAAGAUAUCUAUCUAUCUAUCUAUCUAUAUAUAUAUAUAUAUAUAUAUAUAUAUAUCAGGAUGUUGUGUAUCCCUGGAAAUAAUCAGAAUUCAUGUAAACAUUACAGUUUUGAAAAGAUGGCUUGUUUAAAAAGAAGGAAAACAUUUGUACUAUAUUAGCUCAUGCAGCUACAAGGAUGCACUUUCCUUCUAGGUUCAGGACCUCAUAUUGAGGCUGAAAGAGACCCCAGCUGACAUAUAAAACGAUCUUUAAAUCUACUUUGGUUGAGAUACAAGUGUCAUGAAAUUAAUUUGACUCGGGAGUUGGGGAAAUGUGUUUAUUGAACCUAAUUUGUUCCAUGAAAUGAGGACCUCUUCAUAAAUAUUUGCUCAACUGAUACGUCUUCUGUAUUGUUUUCCUAGAAAGAAGGGUGGCUCAACUUACCCUACUCUCCCCUAUGGCAAAUCGCACGACAAUCACGCCUCAAUGUCUACUGGAACAGUAGGGAGGGUCAAUAGUCUAGCCCGAGUCCCAGAUCUGUUUGUGCUGUCUUGUCAAGUCCAUUGCUAUGACUGCUGUCACUGUUAACACAUGUUGGGAAGACUGCACAAACAGAUCUGUGACUCGGGCUAGAGUAGCGUUUCUCAAACUUAGUCCCUGUGGGGACCACAAGAGGUGCAUGUUUUAGGGUUUUUUGCUCUUAGCACGACACAUCCGAUUCAAAACUCAUCGAGCUUUGAUUAUUAGAAAGAUGCCCCUCUUGGAGCUGCGCUGGGGAAAGGCUGGUCGAGGGUGUCAAUCACGGAAACACGCAUUUCCUUCUCUCUGUACUCGGCGCUAUUCUUAAACUAUUGAAAUGCUCUUUAAAAUAUGUUUUUAUAUCUCAGAUGUUAGUACUUUAUGAGAUCAUGGAAACAUUCAUUUAGUGUUUUUUUUUCCUCUCUUGUGUUAUGGAUUAGGGUUAGGGUUAGGGGGUAGGGGUAGGGGUUAACCCCCUUGUGUUAUGGAUUAUAGAUUGCAACAUCAUCAACACAAAUACAAUCUUUUUAGGGGGUUUUGUUCUUUUGAAAAAAUGUCAAUAUUUAUUAAAUAUUUUGUAUGUAAAGAGAUAAUAAAACAGUCCCUGUUCUGGA